AUUCGAGAGAAAAUAUAUUUACAAGACGAAAAAGGCGAUGAAAAUAAAGAUAAAAGUGAAUUAUUUUUCUUGGCUAUUCAUUCAUGGACGCAUGACCUUCUCUCGUGUGAUGACGUGACGGAAUGAUAGAGAGAAUUGAGUAACUUUUAUAUAUAUGAUCUUUUUAGUGUUGGUUUUUUUUAAUAACUCAGAUGAUUUUAAAAGUUUUCUAAAUCUAAAUACUAAUUUGGGAAUCAGGGGAAACUAUUUUGUCUAGUGUUGUUUGAGAAGAAAAAAAUAGGAAGAAGCGUGUUCGAUGAGUCACAUGUGCCAUUAAUUAAGCUCUUUGCCAUCACUCUCUUUGACUAUUACCCGGUCCAUCUAAAAGACAGCCUAGCCUAGUUUGUUGUCCUAUUUAUAACAUUGAUUACAAACUUGGAAGUCAAAAAUCGAUCAUUCUUUAUAAGUAACUUAAGUUUAUUUUUGAGAUCUACAAUCAUCAUGUAAAUGUCAUAAAAGUCGAGUUUAUGUGCACAAGAGGAAACAAUUUUUGUGUUAAUUUAAACAAAAUUAAAUCUAUAAAUAACAAUUUUUAUGUUACACCACGACCAACAAAGUAAUGAUAGUGUACGUAGAAGAACCAUGUGCUAUCUUUUGAACAAGUCAUGCUAUAACAUACAUAAGCAAAAGGAAUGGUUCAAAAAGUAUUAACGUACUCAAGUUUAUUUAACCAAACAAGUCUCUUUCGUAUCUUCCUACCACAUUGGCAAGGAUUUGAGAAAGUUAAAAAUGGAUUUCACUUCUAGAUGUUCUCUCAAGCCUUUCAAUUUCACUUUUCUUCUCCUUUGGCUAUCACAUUUUCAGGCUGCUCAAUCUUUCACAAACUUCAUAUUUGGAGACUCAUUGGUAGAUGUUGGAAACAACAAUUAUAUCUUCACAUUGUCGAAAGCCGAUUCUUCGCCUUAUGGCAUCGAUUUUGGACCUUCCAAUGGCCAACCCACGGGAAGAUUCACUAAUGGUCGAACCAUUUCUGAUAUCGUGGGUGAAGCCUUAGGAGCAAAAUCAGCACCACCUCCAUAUCUUGAACCAAACUCUGAGGCUAACACAUUUCUCAAUGGAAUCAACUAUGCUUCUGGUGCGGCUGGAAUCUUGGACGACACUGGACUUUUUUUUAUCGGGAGAGUUCCGCUAAGAGAACAAGUGAGUUAUUUUGAGAAGAGUAGAGAUUACAUGGUAAGAGUGAUUGGUGAAAAUGGUACAAAAGAGAUGUUGAAGAAGGCAAUGUUCACAAUGACAAUUGGUUCAAAUGAUAUAUUGAAUAAUAUUCAACCAUCAAUACCUUUUUUCUCUCAAGACAAACUCCCCAUUGAUGUCCUACAAGAUUCCAUGGUCCUCCAUUUAACCACACAUCUGAAGCGAUUGCAUCAGCUAGGAGCUAGGAAGUUCGUGGUGGUUGGGAUAGGGCCACUUGGUUGCAUACCGUUUGCUCGUGCCUUGAAUUUAAUACCAGCCGGAAAAUGCUCCGAACAAGUCAACCAAAUAGUCCGAGGUUAUAACAUGAAGCUUAGACAUUCUCUUAAGACACUUAACAAUGAGUUAAGAUCUGAAGAUUACAACGCUACAUUUGUCUACGCCAACUCUUACGACCUCUUCUUGAAACUGGUUUUAAACUAUCGACAGUUUGGUUUGGAGAACGCAGACAAGCCGUGUUGUGGCGGCUACUUUCCGCCGUUUACAUGUUUUAAGGGACCGAACCAGAACUCAAGCCAAGCGGCUUGUGAGGACCGGUCCAAGUUUGUCUUCUGGGACGCGUAUCACCCAACCGAAGCUGCCAAUCUCAUUGUUGCCAAAGCACUUCUUGAUGGUGACCAAACUGUGGCUACACCUUUCAACAUUCGCUAUCUUAACGAUCUUUAAUUACUAACCUAAUAUCGGUAUGAUUCAUAAUCAUAUAAAUAUAUUCAAUCACUCGCUUAAAAGCAAUAAUUUUCUUAGGAAACAUCACAA
Messenger RNA from Arabidopsis lyrata subsp. lyrata, 1986 nucleotides. RefSeq names its product GDSL esterase/lipase At5g41890. Lineage: Eukaryota; Viridiplantae; Streptophyta; Magnoliopsida; Brassicales; Brassicaceae. Gene Ontology annotation, molecular function: hydrolase activity, acting on ester bonds. The coding region runs from base 769 to 1896 and encodes 375 amino acids. The transcript has 5 exons. The record is from RefSeq and is a predicted model, not a curated record.